AACGAGGAAGAAGAAGAAUAGAAGAAAGACGUCUCCGUUCGAAAACAUUUCUACACCUCUUGUUUCCAAGUCCAAGAAGAACAUCAGGAGAAGUACUAAAAACAUUAAGGCUUGUUCAUCUCCUUCUCCUUCAGCAUCCAUCGAUCCUGGAAGGCGUUAUAUACCUAAUCGAUCCAUCUUCAGCAGCAUCCUGGAAGGCCUUACAGUUAUAUAAAAGUAUCAAGGGAAAUUUAGGGGUCUUCUAGAAUGGAUCUUGACGUGGAUCACUUGCGCGACCUUUAAUAAAACAAAUAACAAACAGAAACAAGUAGCCGACGUCUCAGAGUUCCGCGAUGAGACUAAGCUGUCUCUCGAAAAGGAUGGACAACGAUUCGGGAAUUGCGAACGUGGGAUUGACCUGUUGUAUUUGGUGGGGAAAGAAGCAGUCGAA
Molecule: messenger RNA, 430 nt
Organism: Amoebophrya sp. A25
Lineage: Eukaryota; Dinophyceae; Syndiniales; Amoebophryaceae
Source: the annotation of a GenBank genome assembly